AUGUCUAACAUGUAUCCUCAAAACCCGAACGAUCAACCAGGACAAAGACGGAGUAACAGACAGAACCCUCCCCAAAAUCGGACACCUCCACCUCCUAUCGAACAACUCAAUCCCCCGUGGAACCCUCAUUUGGGAGCCCAACAAUGGACAUCUCAAAGCCAAAUAGUAGCACCAAAUAUGCACCAACCGAUGGCUAACAUGGAUCCUCGGAACCCCGACACUCAACCUGGAGGAAUGGAACAAAACCAACCUGAUGCAUUCCCUAAUCCACAACUUCCAUUUCUUCGAGAACUUCACAUGCAACCUUAUCAGCCGGAAGUUGUUCCUGAAGAAUAUCAACCACAAUAUCUAUCAACUCGAGCCAACUAUACAAGCAGCUCACAUAGUUUAUCUACUCCUCCACUCCAGACUCAGACUCAUCCGACAAACAAUAUAAACACCGAAGGAUAUCCACCAUUCACAUUCGGUGAAAAUUACGCGCAAAAUGCGAGGCUUAUGACUGCUGGAGGAUUCGAGAUGGGAGGUUUAGCAGAUAUGAGACAUAAUCCAAAUCCGCAAGAUUUGGAAAAACCUCUUGGAGAUGGAGAACGUAUUGAUACUGCAGAGGUCGCUAGAAAGAUUACGAAUUUGAUAAACAAUACCCCAUCCGGAAAAGGAAAAUAUUUCGAAUGUGUUGGUGGCAAAAUGAAAAAUUAUAAAAAGUACAUAGAUGUUUUCUAUGAUCUCAAAGAGUACAAGGAAUUGAAUGAAGAAGGGCAAGAUGUAUUUCGUCGGUGGUACAAUUGGUGGAAUAUUCCGGAUGAUGAGAAAAGAAAAUCGAUAUUGAAUAUGCAUGAAACGCUUAAAACUGAAUGGUUUAACAUGAGAAGUGCGAAAAAUGCCGAAAGAAUCGAAAAUAAGCUGAAACUGAGAAACCAGGAAUUGAAAAGGAAGAGUGAUGCGGUAGACGAGAAAAAUCGGGUUAGAGAAGAGAAGAACGCAAGAAAAAAAGAGGAGAAAAAGAAGACGCGAGAGGAAAAAGCAUUGAUGAAAGGAAGAAAGUAA
Caenorhabditis remanei is the source of this 1044-nucleotide messenger RNA. RefSeq lists its product as uncharacterized. The record is from RefSeq and is a predicted model, not a curated record. NCBI's taxonomy places the organism in Eukaryota, Metazoa, Nematoda, Chromadorea, Rhabditida, Rhabditidae. Gene Ontology annotation, molecular function: DNA binding. The transcript is spliced from 7 exons. Bases 1 to 1044 code for a protein of 347 amino acids.